CAAGAAAGCAAACCCGGAAGGGUUUUCUAUUAUAACAGGAAUUUGAAGAGCCAAUAUGGUGCUAGUUAUCCUACAUUGGUAGUUUUAGAGGGUAUAGGUUGGUUAGUUAGUAUGUCGAAUGUAACAGUUUGGACUCGAACACGUGAAAAACUUAAACGUUUUCCAGAAUUACUGGCUGGUUGUACGGAGGAGGCAGCAGCUUAUGGAAAGUGUGUAGCUGCAGCGACAACAGGGAAUCAGGACCUGAAGAAAGAUACAUGUGCCAGAGAAUUCCAUGCAUUGAAGAAAUGCUUUGGAGAUGCUAUCUGGGUAAUUUACCCAGCGUAUCAUGGGAUAGGAGUUAGCCUCGAGCCAGUGGAAGCUCUCGAGCGUUUGUAUUUGGCCAAGUCAGAACCGAUGCUCUGUUCCAAAGCCAACCAGCAAGAAUAUAGGCAAGAUGGACAACAAACAUGGAACGUUAUGAUGAAGACAACUAAGAGAAAGUGACUUUACUUUGGUUGUGUACUGCAAUGACUGUUGGAUAAAGUGUAUUUUACAGUUCCAGGAUGCCAUCACAGCUGAAACUCUAUUUAGUCCCAUGAUAUACAAGGCAUUUCCGUAGAGACUUGAGCACUUCUGUACUCCACCACCUUGUCUGCCAAAAGAAAUGCACAGUGUUGGACACAAUUGUUUCAGAUGUUCUUGGAACUGUAUUUGUGAAUUACAUGAAAACUAAAUUAAAUGUAAGGAAAACUCUGAAUAAACUCUAGUAUCCAA
Messenger RNA from Protopterus annectens (West African lungfish), 756 nucleotides. RefSeq names its product NADH:ubiquinone oxidoreductase complex assembly factor 8 (gene NDUFAF8). The record is from RefSeq and is a predicted model, not a curated record. Gene Ontology annotation, biological process: mitochondrial respiratory chain complex I assembly. The transcript is spliced from 4 exons. The coding region runs from base 112 to 486 and encodes 124 amino acids. Lineage: Eukaryota; Metazoa; Chordata; Ceratodontiformes; Protopteridae. Gene Ontology annotation, cellular component: mitochondrion.